AUGGACGACGAUACAAGUCAUUCCGACACUGUUGACGAGGUAAAACGUGUAUACGAAUCUCUCUGGAACAAGUAUUCUUCCUGGAGCAAGCUUUACAAUCAGAGUAAGCUUUCCGGACUAUCCAGAGCACAAGCACGGCGGAAACUUUCGCUGCAGAAAAAACCAAACCUUCCACAAGCUCAAUCGCCAGACAUAUCCUCUUCCUCAAGUAGUCGCUCGUCCACAACGACCCAUACGUGUACUAUAAUUGAUUUUGACGAUGAUGGAGAACCACAAGAACACACAAUCACCCAGAUCCAACCCACUCCAGUGGAUACAGACAUGUUUUCUCCUUAUCCGCCUUACCAUUCGUGCACCCCUGCAUCACAUAAUAUUAUGGUAGGCGACGAUUCCCAUUAUAUGGAAUUUAUCCCGUUUUCGGAUGACCCAACAUAUGACUAUUCUGUCGAUCUGGAGCUAUAUCACUAUACUUCGUGGCAAAAGUCAUACAUAGAUCCCGAAGAGCAACACAUUCUACUGGAAACAAUCAAACGACUAGUCAGCGAGAACGGCAUGUCUUACCAGACCAUCGACGCAACAAACGUUCUCCCAAUACCAUGCCACGACAUUGUAAACCUAAUACGCAAACGAACAAGGCGCACUGUCAUACCCGGUGCGGGUGUAACAAAAAGUGUGUACGAAGAUGGAAAGGCUGCAGCUGCGCACGCUCAGAAAAAGCAUGCGGGACGAAGAAGUGCUCCUGCUUCCGAGCUCACUUCGAGUGUGACCCGGAAGUAUGCCAUCCAUGUGGAUCAAGAGGAACAUGGCAACGGUCUGUGCAGAAACGUUGGGAUACAAAAGGGGGUAUUUAAGGCUACUGAGGUCAGGGAAAGCGAAUGGGGACUAGGUCUUUUCCUAUCAGAGCCUGCAGAAGAGAAAGAACUCAUCUCAGAAUACGUUGGAGAGAUGAUUCGACCUUUAACGGUCGAGUCUAGAAACUUCCACGCGGAGCACAGAAAUAGGUCGUAUGUAUUUGAUCUCAACCCAACAUAUUCCCUGGACGGUGCAUACGCUGGAAACCAGACGCGGUACAUGAACCACAGUGUAAAAGCGGCAAAUUGCCAUACGAGAGUCAUGAUGGUCAAUGGGGAACAUCGAAUUGGUGUAUACGCAGCACGACGCAUCGAAGAGGGUGAAGAGCUGCUCAUUGACUAUGGAAUUCACUUCUGGCCUUCGGAGUCGAUUUAG
Molecule: messenger RNA, 1227 nt
Organism: Psilocybe cubensis
Lineage: Eukaryota; Fungi; Basidiomycota; Agaricomycetes; Agaricales; Agrocybaceae
Exons: 10
Coding region: 1-1227 (408 amino acids)
Biological process (GO): chromatin remodeling
Molecular function (GO): histone methyltransferase activity; protein binding
Source: RefSeq, a predicted model, not a curated record